CGGCGGUUGUGCCGCCACCGCCUCCCCAGCUGUGCGUCCCGGCUGCCCAAAGCUGCUUCACCGAGGAGAGCCUGGCGCACCCGACCGGGCCCGCGGGCAUCUGCUGCGUGUCCCGCUCCCGGCUCAGCGGUCCAGCCGCCGCCGGCGCUGCUUCGAUGUUCCAGUUGCCCAUCUUGAAUUUCAGCCCCCAGCAAGUGGCGGGGGUAUGCGAGACUCUGGAGGAGAGCGGCGACGUGGAGCGCCUGGGUCGCUUCCUCUGGUCGCUGCCCGUGGCCCCUGCGGCCUGCGAGGCCCUCAACAAGAAUGAAUCCGUGCUGCGCGCGAGAGCCAUCGUGGCCUUCCACGGUGGCAACUACCGCGAGCUCUACCAUAUCUUGGAAAACCAUAAGUUCACCAAGGAGUCGCACGCCAAGCUUCAGGCUCUGUGGCUCGAAGCGCAUUACCAGGAGGCUGAGAAGCUGCGUGGACGGCCCCUGGGGCCCGUGGACAAGUACCGCGUGAGGAAGAAGUUCCCGCUGCCGCGUACCAUUUGGGAUGGCGAACAGAAGACACACUGCUUCAAGGAACGCACGCGGCACCUGCUGCGGGAAUGGUACCUCCAGGACCCGUACCCCAACCCCAGCAAAAAGCGGGAGCUCGCCCAAGCAACUGGACUGACCCCUACGCAGGUGGGCAACUGGUUCAAAAACCGCCGACAAAGGGACCGGGCAGCUGCCGCAAAGAACAGGCUCCAGCAGCAAGUCUUGUCUCAGAGCUCCGGGCGGGCUCUAAGAGCCGAGGAAGAGGGCACGCCCGAGAUGCUGGUCGCCGUCGCCAGCCCGGCCGCCAGUCUAUCCAGUAAGGCAGCCACUUCGGCCAUCUCCAUCACGUCCAGUGACAGCGAGUGCGACAUCUGAGCUGCCCGCCCAGCACGCUCAGAAACAGAGUGCGGUGUACAAAACGAGAAAAAAUAAAGGAAGGAGGAAAGAUGAAAGACCAAGAAAACCCAGCGCUUUCGCAGCCAGGUGGCCAGGGGCGCGGGAUGAGGGAUCCGCGAGCUCCGGUCGCCGUGUCCGCCCCGUGGCCCGCGCGGCUCCACUAGCGCCCUCCGGCCACUACCGUGGGCAGGAGCCCACGGUGAGGCCCGACCCAGCGCCACGUUCUUCUUGCUUUGCUUUUUCCCAAGGAUUUUGCUGCAAAGAUGCCUCCAGAACCUGAACUGCACGCUGAGCGCCUGCCCUGAAUCUCCGUGGGUAUUUCACGUCGAAAGGACGCUGUUAUAUAUGUAUAACUUUUGCUUUAAAGUUUUUUAAACAAAACAUAUAUAUGCUGUUUAUUUACUUAUUUAAAAGACUGCCAUGGUACGUUUUUCUGUAUCUUGGGAACUUGCUGUUUCUAAAGGCGCAGGGUGGAGCUGAGGGGCUUGUGUGAAGAAGCCAAACAAUAAAAACCUGGUGAGCAACCUUUCUUAAUUAA
Messenger RNA from Hipposideros armiger (great roundleaf bat), 1455 nucleotides. RefSeq names its product SIX homeobox 6 (gene SIX6). Gene Ontology annotation, cellular component: nucleus; transcription regulator complex. Gene Ontology annotation, biological process: regulation of transcription by RNA polymerase II; eye development. Gene Ontology annotation, molecular function: DNA-binding transcription factor activity, RNA polymerase II-specific; RNA polymerase II cis-regulatory region sequence-specific DNA binding. Lineage: Eukaryota; Metazoa; Chordata; Mammalia; Chiroptera; Hipposideridae. The transcript is spliced from 2 exons. The record is from RefSeq and is a predicted model, not a curated record. Bases 156 to 896 code for a protein of 246 amino acids.